GCUUCCGAGCACGGCUUUUUCCCAUCUUAAGCACUACGCCCCAGGUUGCAUCGCGCUUCAAAUCCCGAUCAAUGUCGCUACAAGCCGGCGUCCGGUGGCCGAUAAAGAUUGGAAAAAGUGGGUAGCAACGACAUCAAGUCGAUAG
Molecule: messenger RNA, 145 nt
Organism: Acaulospora colombiana
Lineage: Eukaryota; Fungi; Glomeromycota; Glomeromycetes; Diversisporales; Acaulosporaceae
Source: the annotation of a GenBank genome assembly